CGCCCUGUAGAUCUUGGUCGGACUGGAGGCGGGACCCGUUUGCAGGUCGGUCAUUGGAGUCAAGAAGCAAGCGACGAGAAAGAACCAAAGCCUCAGCAAAGGGAGUAGGGGGACGAGAGGGAUAGUGAGAGGGGAGAGAGGUGAGGGAUGGGGACGACGCUGCGGUACGCGAUGGUGUGCUCGUCGAACCAGAACCGGAGCAUGGAGGCGCACGCGCUGCUGAAGCGCCAGGGCUUCGACGUUUCUUCCUACGGGACUGGGGCGCACGUCAAGCUCCCCGGCCCCUCGCUGCGGGAGCCCAACGUCUACGACUUCGGCACCCCCUACAAGUUCAUGCACGAUGAACUCCGCCGCAAAGACCCCGACUUGUACAAGCGAAAUGGGAUACUGCCGAUGCUCAAGAGGAACCUCGGGGUCAAGAAUGCGCCGCAGCGGUGGCAGGACAACGCUGCUGAUGGCUGCUUCGACGUCGUUAUGACCUUCGAGGAGAAGGUCUUCGAUACCGUCAUCGAAGAUCUUAAUAAUCGGGAACAGAAGGUGAUAAGAAGUGUUCUGAUAAUCAACUUGGAAGUAAAAGAUAACCAUGAAGAAGCUGCCACUGGUGCCAAGCUCGCUUUAGAUUUGUGUCAAGAUAUUGAAUCUGCAGACUGCUGGGAAGAUGCAAUCGAUGACAUUGUUGUUGCAUUUGAGAGACAACAGAAGCGAAAACUACUCUACACCAUCUCAUUCUAUUAGAUGUGUAGUGGGUCUAUUAAACCUUCUGAAAGUGUAUUAGGUUGGCCGAAAUGAAAAGAAGAUUAAUCCUUAUCUCUUGCCUAAAUUUUGUUGGUUUUCAUGUAGUAGAACAUUCACAGCAUGACCCCUUGGUCCGGUAGGGUUCAGGUAGACCGAGCUAGGUUACAUCCAGCUACUUGUACAACAGACUGAUACGGUUUCACUUGGCCUGGGGGGAUGUGUUUGUACUUGUACUAUUUUCUGUUCUUGGGAUGACCCAAUUAUAUAAAAGAUUAUCUUAUAAGUUGCUAUGAAA
Messenger RNA from Musa acuminata AAA Group (dessert banana), 1030 nucleotides. RefSeq lists its product as uncharacterized. Gene Ontology annotation, molecular function: RNA polymerase II CTD heptapeptide repeat phosphatase activity. The transcript is spliced from 4 exons. The record is from RefSeq and is a predicted model, not a curated record. NCBI's taxonomy places the organism in Eukaryota, Viridiplantae, Streptophyta, Magnoliopsida, Zingiberales, Musaceae. Gene Ontology annotation, cellular component: mRNA cleavage and polyadenylation specificity factor complex; nucleus. Bases 148 to 735 code for a protein of 195 amino acids. Gene Ontology annotation, biological process: termination of RNA polymerase II transcription.